UAUUCCGAUAGUUUCUCUCUGUCUUGUUAAAAUACUGCAUAGCGCUUUCAUAGCUCUGUAGUCGCGCCAUUUUUACUGUUUCGUUUUGCUUUCAUUACCGUUAUCAUUUCAAUUAUUUAAUACGCGUUACAAUAAAAUGAUAAUAAUAAGUGGCUAUCACAAUGAAUAUCGAGUUAAUUUAUAUAACAGUGCGUUUAGUACACUAUCAGUUAAAAAUUUUAAGUUAUUACAAAUUUCAUAUUUGCUCUCAUAUAUAUAUGUACUCUUUCUUUAAGAUGAAUAAAUAUUUCGUUUGUCCUCGUAUUUAUACUUGAGUGCGGUAGGUAGGUAAUACGUAAUUUAAUACAUAAUCGUAUAUCUAGUAUAUAAAUAAGCUGUAUUUUAGCUGUUAUAAAUAAAUUAGCUGUGUUUUAUUUUAACUAAGAAUAAAGUUAUAGAUACAAACAGCAAUGAAAUUGACGAAAUUUUAGUUUCGUAUCGUUAUGUAAAACAAAUUUUGUCUGUUUUGAGCAUUUUUUGCGUUAGAAACCGUAAGAAAAAAGCUACUGAAAGCAUAUACUAUAGAGAAGUUUGAUACAUGUAGCGUGAACGAUAAUAGUAUGGCAAUUUGAUUUAUUUCUUAAUAAUAGAAACUGUAGAAUUUUGGCAAUUUUUGGCUAGCUUACUUUCGUAAAGAACGUGCCAAUUUCAAUCUCCUUAUUACGAGCAAAUAUGAAAUACUUAUCAUGUUUAUCGUUCAAGCGAUAUCAUCAUUUCGAGAUGGAAUAAUAGCCAAUCUGACAAACAAAGUCAGCUGUACAAAUAAAUACUGUAUUUUUCUCAAGUGUUUUCAAAAUUAUAUAAAUUACUGAACAUGCAUCUAGAUUUAUUGAAAUAAAUUAUAAAAAAAGUAAUAUUGUUUCGAGUAUUAAGAAAACGAAAAAGUAUUAAAAUUGAUAAAAAAAUAUUAAAUUGUGUAAAAAUAUUUUGUAUAUUUAUUCGUAUUUUUACGAAUGAUUUUCCUUACUAUUUUAACGCGAUGUAAAAAUUCAUAAUUCAUCGUAAUGUGGAUGAAAAAAGGGAAAAAUGUGUACUUUCGUACGUAAUGUGCACUCGAGACUGGGAAUGAGUUUAAUCUAGCGCUAGCAAGUAUUUUUAACACAAUCACGUAUACGAACGUUAAUUUAUGUGGUCAAUGGGCUGAAGCUAAUGCAUAACGUUCAAUCCUACUACCAUAAAACGUUCAUGUAUGAAAAUUACCUUAAAGUUCAAGGGAAGUAUACACGGUUAGAGAGAAUAUUAGAAGCAAAAUAGAUAUAUUGAUCAAGGGAAUCGAAAUAACAAGGACGAAAAACAGACGGCAGUAGCGGACAUUUGCAAGUUAUAUCUCGAACAAGAAUUUAUAUCCACUGUACGAGAAGCAUCGGGAAAAUCUGAGAGGAUGAAGACCGUCUGGAUAAUCGGUGGGCCAGGAUGUGGGAAAGGAACACAGUGCGAACGAAUAAUUGCAAAAUAUGGAUUCUUUCACAUAAGCAGCGGUGAUCUACUGCGAGAAGAAGUUGCCAGUGGUAGUCCCAGAGGAGCUUCGCUACAGGAAACCAUGUCCCAAGGUUUAUUUGUCUCAACGGAUAUCGUACUGGAUCUGAUAAGAGAACGGAUGGAAAAGGCUAAGAAGGAAAAAGCUACAAAAACUGGAUUUCUUAUUGACGGAUAUCCCCGUGAAUUAGAACAAGGUCUCCUUUUCGAAAAGAAAGUGUGUCCUGUCGAUUUAAUCAUUUUCUUCGAUGUUUCGAACGAAACGUUAGAGAAGAGGCUACUAGGGCGCGCAGCAGUAUCGCAAAGAGCUGACGAUAAUCUUGAAACGAUCAAAAAGAGAAUUCAGAUAUUUAACGUAAAAAAUGGAGAAAUUGUUAACCAUUACAAAGACAAAGUUCUAAGAAUCAAUGCUGAAGGCAGUGUGGAUGACAUAUUCGCCGAAGUUUCCAAAGCGUUAGAUGCUUUGUUGAAAUUGAAAUAGAUCCUGAAGUCUCUCAUAGAGAUCCUUCUAUAAAACCGUCAAAAUCAUUCGACAUAAUUCUUUGGAAGUCUACGAUCAAAAUAUAAAAUAUAUUUUACGUUUCUUACCCAUUUGUAUUUAUACAAAUAUUUGAUUUGUACAAGUCUAUGAACGAUUUAUUCAACGUUUUGAUAGUUUGGCGUACAGUAACGGUCGAAUACGUGUAUUAGAUACCAAAGAGUACCUGUUCUUGUUGGCGAUAUAUUCUAUAACGAGUUAAAAUAGAACUGUUAACGAAAUAAUUCACGAUAUUUCGUAGAAAAUACCUCAUCUUUUGAUUGUUAUAACAUCGCUCGUAAUUUUAUCGAUUGUUUCGAAUAAUAAUAAUAAUAAUAAU
This is a messenger RNA of Bombus huntii, 2372 nucleotides long. It is a transcript of the gene Ak1, whose product is annotated as adenylate kinase isoenzyme 1. Gene Ontology annotation, cellular component: cytoplasm; cytosol. Gene Ontology annotation, biological process: nucleoside triphosphate biosynthetic process. The transcript has 5 exons. Lineage: Eukaryota; Metazoa; Arthropoda; Insecta; Hymenoptera; Apidae. Bases 1421 to 1996 code for a protein of 191 amino acids. Gene Ontology annotation, molecular function: AMP kinase activity; ATP binding. The record is from RefSeq and is a predicted model, not a curated record.